Messenger RNA from Seminavis robusta, 3909 nucleotides. The record is from the annotation of a GenBank genome assembly. Lineage: Eukaryota; Bacillariophyta; Bacillariophyceae; Naviculales; Naviculaceae.
AUGUCCACUUUGAUCCACCAACUCCAUGGUGUUGCUGUGCGAAAACAGAAUGACACCUUUGCUACUUGGCACGAGAUUAAUGGUGCUGUCGGGAAACAAUACACAUUUGGAGAGCUUUGGGCAGAAGCCGGAGCAAUUGCAUACAAUCUACACCAUGUGUGGGGGGUCAAGAAAGGAGACAAGGUGGUCUUGUGCUAUGACUUUGGGCUGCACUUUUUUGCUGCCUUCCUUGGUUGUUUGAGGGCUGGGGUUGUGGCCAUUCUGGUCUAUCCUCCAUUCCCACCUCUCACCAAGACACUCACAAAGAUGGAGAAAGUCAUCAAAGACUGCCAGCCUGUGCUGAUUUUGACUGACAUAACAAUAAUGGCAUUGAAGAAAGUGGAUGAGCUAAAACCAUUCUCAAAGAGCAAGGGAAUGUGGCCUAAGGGCAUCGCCUUCAAGGUCACAAAUGGCAUACACUUUCUCCCAAAAAUGAAAUCAUUUGAUCAGGAAGACAUUCUUGAGUCAGAUAUUGCAUUCUACCAAUACACAUCGGGGAGCACUGGUGAUCCAAAGGGAGUUUUGGUGACAUUUAAGGCAUUGGAGGCCAAUGUAAAGAUUAACCAUGAUGGCAUUAGCCAGAAGCUCACAGAAGAUGGAUUGGAUGCAGACAAAGUUGUUGGCUUCUCUUGGCUACCACAGUACCAUGACUUUGGAUUGAUCUUUGCCUCCAUAGUCCCUUUUGCUGAAGGGUGGAGGAUGCACAUGAUGUCCCCCAUUUCAUUCAUCAAGAAACCCUUGCUUUGGUUGGACCUCAUGUCAAACCAUAAUGUUACAUUUGGUGUGGCCCCUGACUUUGCCUAUCACUUGGUAGCCAGAAAGUUUAAGGAGGAGAUGUCAAAAGCAGGUGGAAAAUGUCCAAUUCCAAACCUUGAUCUUUCUUCAGUCAAGUACCUACAGAAUGGGGCUGAGCCAAUAAGGCUGGACACUCAAGAAGCAAUUAGUUCCACAUUCUCUGACUUUGGAUUAAGGAAAGCAUGGUUCUGCAGUGGAUAUGGUUUGGCAGAAAAUGUUGUCACUGUGUCCUGGCUGAAUGAAUACCACCUGUCCACCCAACGACAAGGGGACACAAAAAGCUUUGUAGCAGUGGGGUCUGCUGAAACAUUCCAUUCAGCCAUGGACAUCAAAAUUGUUGACCCUGUCAGUCAACAGGAAAAUCCUGAAAACAAAACUGGAGAGAUUUGGCUUUCUGGACCAUCUGUUGCUGCUGGAUAUCAUGGAAAACCAGAACUGUCCAGUGAGGUCUUCCAAGCCAAGCUUCUCUCUCGAGAUUCUGCCACUGAUCAGGACGAUAGUACCACCACCUUCCUUCGAACAGGGGACCUGGGCUUUAUGCAAGAUGGGUACUUGUAUGUUUGUGGCAGGAUCAAAGACUUGCUCAUUAUCAAUGGUGUCAACUACUAUCCCCAAGAUAUUGAGCUUGCUGUUCAAUCCUGCAAUGGUGUCAGGCCAGGGUGUGUGGCAGCCUUCUCUUCUGAUGACUCUGGUGAAGGUGAUGGACAGCUUGAAGUUGUCUUUGAGAUUAGGAAUGCAAACAAGAUGACUGCACAGGCUGUUUGUGAGGCAAUCAAAUCUGCGAUCAUUCAGGAUAUUGGUAUUGUUCCUUCCAAGAUUGUGGCAUUGGAAGAAAGAAGCAUAGCCAAGACAACCAGUGGCAAGAUACAGAGAAGGAGAAACAGAGACCUGCUCCAUGUAAAUCAACACAAAGCUGUGUUUGUGCUGGAUCAGUCAUCGAAGUUGGCAGGUGAGGGUAAUGGACACCAGAAAAUUGGCCACAAUCUCCCUCCUGCAGAGAAGUUUGAUGCCAUCAUGACUUCACUCCUGGGAUCUGACUAUGAUCCAAAUUCUGGAUGGGAUGAAAAUGGCCUCACUUCCCUCAUCUUGAUGGAGCUCAACAACAAGCUAGCCGAAUCUUUUCCAGCCACCAUCCCCAGCACAGUCCCUUCUUUUUGGUGCUACAAGCUCAUCAUCUAUGAUGGAGCACCACCUUCUCUGGGGAUAUUUCUUCCGCUAGUCUUCUUGCUUUGGCACAUCACCUUCACCCUCUUGGUUUGCCUCUCAAAGUGGAUUGUAAUUGGCAAGUACACUGCCAGAGAGGUUCCAGUGGCAUCCAUAUACUAUGUCAGAUGGUGGUUUGUUGACAGGGCAGUGCACCUGUGGGAGAUGUUGAUUGGCAGGUAUGUCAUGGGCACUCCAUGGCAAUGGCUGUUCUAUUCGAUGAUGGGCUGCAAGGUCCACUCCUCUGUCAAGUUGGAUUGCUUCCUUCGAGAGUUUGAUCUCUUGGACAUUGGUGAAAAUACUGAAAUCAGUUUUGGAAUCAAAUGCAGAAAGUUUGGUCCCUGGUGCGAGUCUGGGCCACAUGCUGGGUCUCCCACAUUGAGGUUCAGACAAAUCAGAGUGGGGCAUGGCUGUGUGGUUGAAGGACAAGUAGGUCCUGGUGUGGUACUUGGUGAUGGCAGCAAAGUGGAGAAGCUAGCUGCGGUCCCAGAGGGUUCCCAGGUCCCAGCUGCUGCCAUUGCAAGAGGAAGUCCUGCUCACCAGAGUGGCAUGUCACAGCCCAAAAAGAAAACUGAGCAUGAAAAGCAGGGUAUGGCUGUGUUAAGAGUUGCCAAAAUUGUUGGGCCCCUCAUGGAACUCUACUUGACCUUUGUCAUUGCUGGGUCUGCUGGGUGGGCCAUCACGAUUGGACUCUCUGAGUUGGAGUGGCGCUAUUCUACCCUGUUGAAGGCGUUCCUCAUCAUUGUCCUUGCAGGUAUUGGAAACUUACUGGUCUGCAUUCCCAUGAAAUGGAUUCUGAUUGGACACCGAAAACCAGGUCCAGUAACCGACAACUCCAUCUUCCAAGAGUCGAUUGAUUGGAUGGUUGACUACCACUUUUACACCAGCAUUCUUCUUUUGGACCUAGUGGCCAAUAAUGCAGUGAUAGUGAAUGCAAUGCUGUGGUUGCUGGGCUUGGAUAUUGACAUGGAAUCCAAGGUUUGGACUGAAUACUUUCCUCCUUCCAAGGUUGAUUUAAUCACUGUCACAAAGUCAUCGCUAUCUGUUGCACAUUUUGAUGUUAAGCAAAAUGGAGAGUACAGAAAGGUCCACAUUGAAAACUCCAGCAUUGGGCACAGUGUCACUAUUGAUGGUGGUGUAACCAUUGACUCUGCCCAGGUCAACCCAAUGACACAUGUGACAGCCAACAUCCAUGAUGCUUUGACUUCAAAGGGAACAAGAUUGCCGCUAUCAAAAAGAUUGGUGGUUGACCUUGCCACACCUUUGAUAGCCACAGUGCUCUUCUUCUCCAUCAUCCCAACUUACGAGUUCUUCCAAGUAGACUUCUUUGUUCCCUUGGUUGGAUUUCCAGUUGUGAAAAUGGCUUUGGCACUUGCAGUUUUCUGUUUCUCUUGGUUCUUUCUCCUCAUACUGCUCCAUUGGGUCACAUAUCCAAGUCAUUACUUUUUUGGAGCUCGAGGACAAACUAAGCCCUGGUCUCUGGCUAUGUUUGCAAUUUACAUGGACUUGCACUGCUACCUCUGGGACUUCUCCCUUCUUCCAAUCUUCUGGGGCACACCCUUCUUCAACUGGUUCCUUAGAGGCAUGGGAUGUAAUGUAGAGGGCCAAGCUUUCUUCUUUGGCAUUCGCCUCUAUGACUUUCCCUUGAUGACAAUCAAGGACAAGACCAUCAUUGAUUCAUGUAUUGUUUCUGGGCAUUCUUGGGUCUUUGAUGGUGUUUACAUUGGACCAACAACUGUUGCUGGAGUGCUACAUGAGGGAAGCUUCUGUUUAGCCAACACAUACUUGUUGGAUUCAAGCAAAGAGACUCACCCAAUGCAGUUUGUGCCCCCCAGAUCGAUUGGGGAGGAAGGGAAACACACCGAGCUGUGA